AUGCGAACUCGCUUCCUCAACAUCGACUACUUCACUCCAACUCCAAUCCAAACCCUAGAAACCCUAACCUUCCUCCACCUCCCCAUCCCCAACCUCCCUCGCUCCAACCUCUCCACCUCCGACGUCCUCCGCGCCGCCCUACGCUUCGAUCCGCUCCUUCAAGUCUCGCUCCAAAUCGAACAGCUCCCGAUCAACGCCGCGCUCUCCAAGUUCUUCUCCGACGUUCUCCCUCAGAACCUCGCCCUCGACGCCGCGGAGUUCGCCGCCGCCUCUUCGGAGACGAAUCGGAGCCGCUCCGGUAGCGCGGCUCGGGUUUCGGAGUUUAUGAAUUGCGAAACCGAGAUCAUAUGCUUAGCAUCUGUGUUAAUUACAUCUGUAAGUACUCCAAAAGUACUUGUUAUUGAGUUGUGGAACUGUGUUGUGUUGACUGACUCAGAUCUUAUUUUGGUUUGUGGUGACCUGCAGCAGAUAGCCGAUGUUUUCGAAAAGGAGAAGGGACAGGAGAAUCAAAUAAAAGCCGGUCUAGAGUCUGCGGAGACUGACUUUCAGAAGGAGGAUGGUGGCAGAAGAGGUGGGGAUAAUGAAGCACUGCAAUGUGAAGUACUCCAAUUUGAGACACAAGAGCUGGAUGUAUUCUUGGAACAUGCUUACAUUUAUGAGAAAGAUGAGAUCCCGAUUUUUUCUGAAGUUCCGGAGGAAACUCUUGAUCUCCCAAUGCAGUAUCCUUGGGAUGUUCAUGAAUCAGUGCAUAUUGUUGAAGACUUAAAGUCAGAGUAUCCCAUGGAUCAAAAGGCUUAUUCAUUCGAAGAUGAUGGGUCUUGUCUGGACCAAAUGAGGUCUUAUCAUAUACCUUUCCCUAUGGUAGAAGCAAAUGAGAUAUCUCUGCAAAAUUUGACAGCUCUGACUAUAGAAGAUGAACUUUCUUCUGUUUAUGAAAAUAUUGAGCUACAACAUCUGGAUCAAAGUGAUAACCUAAGUGGCAAGGAGCUUUUGGGUUCAAAGGAAUAUGGGAUAUUAGAGCUUCUUUCAGAUAAUUGUCUAUCAAAGCAGUGUGUUGGAUUUGAUCUUGUGUCCCUUGGCAUUCCCCCUGAGAUGGACUUGUUAAGCAUGGUGGAGAUGUCCCAGAUUCAGCAAAACAGUGCAUAUCAAGGGACAAGCAUCGGUUCCUGUUUCCAGUCUGCAAGCCCGGUUAUAUUUCAGGAAUUUCAGAUUCUUGAUUUGGACUCAUCCUUAAUUUUUGAAGUCCUCUUUAAAGCACAGACAGCAAAUGAACCAGAAACGUGUGACUGGAUGUUUAAUGGAGACAUCAGCUUCAACAAUUUGAUUGUUAGUCCUGAGCUAACCCUGGUGGAUGACACAUUCAAAUCAUUGCCUGUACCUGUUCUAUAUGAUCAUGAAAGGAUAAGUUCAUCAUACGUUGUCAUUGAGGAAAAGCUAACUGACGUAAAGCCACAGCCGCCAUCUGCAUCAGAUAGGAUUUACCUGGAUUGGCAUCUUCUUGAGAAAGAUAGCACCAGCCAGAUUGAUUUCUGUCAGAAAAAGAUGUUGGAGGAUAUGAAUCCGCUCAACGUUGGUUUCUAUUGGGAUUCAUUUGAUGAUGGAAAGUUCUAUGACUUGGUUUUCUCUGGUGAUGCUGUAGUGGACACAGAAGAAAAGGAAUUACAGCUCUUUCUUUCUGAUGCCAUAACUGUUGAUGCUUCAACCAGAUUGUCAGGCGACAAUUUUUCACAGAAAAAAGCAGGAGAUUACAUAGAAAAAAGUGCUGUAGAUGGAUUAAACCCAGAUAAUAGCAAGGAAUUUCAGGAGUUGCUUUCUAAUGGUAUUGAUAUUAAUAAUGGUCAUCUUGGAGACGCUUCAACAAAAUUUUCAGGCGGCAAUCUUCCCCAGCCAAAAAAUAGACAGCAUAUAGAGAAAAACAGGACUUCAUUGCUUUGCAAGUCUAUGUCACAAUUCAAUGAUAUUGACUUUUUCUUGAAUCCUCGGAUGGCCUCUACGGAUGAUAAUAGUGAUUAUGCAGUUACAGCAGUUGAUAAAGUUGCUCCAUUUACCCAGGGAGAACGACCUCAUUCUGUAUGUGCUCAAGUUGACAAUAGGAAUAAGCAGAAGUCAAACAAACUCUUGAAUAGUUUUCCUUCUCUAGAAGAGAAUGAUAUGAGAUCUAAAGAAGAUUCAGAUGAAGUUGCUAGCAGUAUCCCAUUUGCAAUGGAAGCUGACCAUAUUCAGCAGAGCAUCAUGUCUUUCCCUGAGACUGUCAUUGUUGUGAACACUCAAAAUCUAGACAAGGAAAUGAUAGUCUCCAGAAGAAGUACUUACCAAAAAAUUCUUGCAAUGGAGAAAAAAGGUGCACAAGUUGUAGAACGUGAUUCAGAGCUACCGGUGGACAUUAUACUCAGUUCUGCAGUAUGUUUAGUGUGGUAUGACUGCAGAAACAUUGGAAAGAAAGCAACUGCUCUUGAUGAAGCUUCUUCAUGCUUACCUUUGUGCAUUGAGAACAUCGCCACGAAUGUUUUGACAUUGCUGAGUAUUACUUUCAAUAGCUGCAUUCUGGUAACCACCAUAACUACGUUGUAG
Messenger RNA from Fragaria vesca subsp. vesca, 2571 nucleotides. RefSeq lists its product as uncharacterized. Gene Ontology annotation, biological process: reciprocal meiotic recombination; resolution of meiotic recombination intermediates. NCBI's taxonomy places the organism in Eukaryota, Viridiplantae, Streptophyta, Magnoliopsida, Rosales, Rosaceae. The coding region runs from base 1 to 2571 and encodes 856 amino acids. The record is from RefSeq and is a predicted model, not a curated record. The transcript has 6 exons.